Messenger RNA from Paralichthys olivaceus (Japanese flounder), 1714 nucleotides. The record is from RefSeq and is a predicted model, not a curated record. Lineage: Eukaryota; Metazoa; Chordata; Actinopteri; Pleuronectiformes; Paralichthyidae.
AUGCCAAGUGCUAGAGCGGUGAGGCAGUGGGAGAUCAGGCCCACGUCUGCUCUGCGGGGGAUCAGACACACCCGAGCCCUGAUGUGGCAGCAGAUACGGGGGCUGGCCCGGGCCUGCCGGCACGGUGUGGGGUACCGGGUGAACUACAAUGACCCCAACCGCGAGGAGCAGGAGAUGGUGUGCCUUGAGCCCAUGGGAUCAGAGCGGAUGGAGAUGCGAAAGAGGCAGAUGUCGGUGCAGCAGGAGUCGGCAGCGGGGGGAACUGCACCGGCUCAGCAGGGCCAGCCGGGCCAGGCCAAUCCACGGGCCUCAAAUGCUUGUUGCUUCUGCUGGUGUUGCUGCUGUAGCUGCUCUUGGAAUGAAGACCGGGAUGACAGGAACCGCAAAGCAUCUUUUGACGUCAAGGAAGGGACCUCAGACUGUGAAGACUGCCCUAAGCCCACGUUGGAAGAGGUGCGCUCGUGGGGACAGUCGUUUGACAAGCUGAUGUGCUGCCCAGCGGGGAGGAACUCCUUCAGACAGUUCCUUCGCACCGAGUUCAGCGAGGAGAACAUGCUCUUCUGGUUGGCCUGCGAGGAGUUCAGCAAGGAGGCCAACAAGAGCACGGUAGAGGAGAAAGCUCGGGUCAUCUACGAGGACUACAUCUCUAUUCUCUCACCUAAAGAGGUGAGCCUUGACUCUCGUGUGCGCGAGUCCAUCAAUAGGAACAUGCUGGAGCCCAACUUGCACACGUUCGACGACGCCCAGCUGCAGAUCUACACACUAAUGCAAAGAGACUCGUACCCCCGCUACAUGAACUCCUCGGCCUACAAAAACCUGCUCAACACUCUGUCAGAGCAGUCCCCCGAAUCAUAAGGUGAUGACGACCUGUGAUCUUUUAACUCUCUUUACCCCCGACCCCACCUAAUCCGUCCCCUCUUUUUUUUUUUUUUUAUUUACUUUGUAUGUUCAGUGUAGGAUUACAUGAACCGGGCCUCAGGCCUGGCCCCCUCCCAGGGAUCUCAGCUCCGUUGUGAUCUGCACCUGACCGAAGACACUCAGGUCUCAAAAUCUCCCGAGGGCUUGAAAUCACAAGUACUGCUACGGAUCAACAUAACAAAACACUCCAAAGGAAUAUGAAUACGUUUCUGUUUUCUUUUUCUUUCUUUUGAUAGAAAUGAUCUAUUUUAUUUGUGUUCAGAGUUUUUUAUGGUCUAUUGUUUUUGUAUGUUUGUUUGGGGGGAGGGAAAUGAUUCCUACUGUAGACUAUAUAUAUUUAUGAGUUUGUAAAUAGUAAAAAAAUGGAAUUGUGGGUAUUUUAUGUGGAAACGCCUGGUUCUAUUUACUGCGUAUGAAAAUCAAAGCUCAAGUCAAUGGCUACAUGUUAGCUCUACUUGCAGGCAGCUUUGUGGGGUACUGUAUGAUUUGAUUUACUUUGUUUUCAACCUGUUUUUGUUACCGAACCUCACACUUUGGUACCUGUGACAACAACUUGGCAACUCCAGUUCACGCAGAACCUGUACGUGGUUGAAACGACUGUAAAUGUGGUCAAAGUAACUAAGUGACAGUAGCGCUGUCACGUUGUGCAAUUUGUUUCCUUAAGAAAGUCCAGCUAGCAACAAAAGGCUGUUUUAUCUUUCUUUACUCAAUCUUAUCUACAGAGAAUUGCCUAUUUUUUUUGCUACUCACUGCACACCUCAUACAGUACCACAGUUUUAUCAGAGUGACAUAAGAA